This is a messenger RNA of Astyanax mexicanus (Mexican tetra), 2521 nucleotides long. RefSeq names its product chromosome 25 C11orf68 homolog (gene c25h11orf68). Bases 960 to 1688 code for a protein of 242 amino acids. The transcript has 2 exons. NCBI's taxonomy places the organism in Eukaryota, Metazoa, Chordata, Actinopteri, Characiformes, Acestrorhamphidae. The record is from RefSeq and is a predicted model, not a curated record.
UAUUUCUCCUCUCUGGUGGUCGGGGCUAGUUGCAGCUGCUGCUGUGCUGUGUUUGGGGUAAAGUUUGCUGAUUAAAGUCAGUGAGGAGGCUAAAGAGUGAGCUGUGUGUGGGGAGAGUCUUCUGUAGAGCUGUGGGGUGAAGGAAUGAGUUUGUAACCUGUCUGUGCAGUGUUCAUUAAGCUGUGUGUGGGUCUGCAGAUCUGCAAAUAUAACUGCUGGUGUUGGGUCCAAUGUUGCUACCCUGUCAAAACGUGCUCCCAGUGUAUAAUGUGUAUUCAUAGGUAAAUCUGAUUGACUAGUAGUUUAUUCAGAUUGGUUGAAAACAUGAUUUAAUGUAAGUGAAGUUUGGUAGGUUAGGUAGAAGAUAUGUGGAUAUAGGCUAACUAGCCUGUAUAGUACACAGUAUAGCAAUUAUAAGGGUAUAUACGGUGUAUUUAUGUAUUUGAAUAGCCAUUAAAACUCGUGUGAGACUCAAACAACCAAUAACAGUAAGUCUAGACUGUAAAACACACUGUAUGAGCAGAUUUAUCUCGAAAAACACAUGAAAACGUAAAAAAGGCACAAAAAAUUUUCAGCGCAUGCGCAGUAGUGAUUGUCACAUGUCACAUGUGGCAUUUUUCUGAGUCGGUUCUUUUGGCUCGGCUCACUAAAAAAGGGCCGGCUCUUUCAACUCCCAACUGGCUCCGCAGAUUUAUUAUUUGCUUAAAUUAAUCUAUUACCGAUUUAUGUGUAAAAUAAAUCACUUUGACAGUACCUAUCAAAAGUUUGGACACACCGCUUCUCAUUCUAUGUGUUUUCUUUCUUUUUAUAAUUUAUUUUUACGUAGUAAAUUUAAUAUCAAAUACAUUAAAGCUAUACAGGAACAAAUGCAGGAUUAUUUGAAAAAGAGUGCCUUACACUAGCAUAUAGGACGUACGCUACCCGUGUACCAACACUCAACCCCGAGGUCCAGAAGAAGGAUGGAGGAAGAGGAGGAACAUGCCGAGCCUCUUUCGGCAGAAGACUACGCUGCCGAGGCCUUGGCCGCAGACAUGGACCCGUGGAUCAUAUUUGAUGCCCGCAAAACGCCUAGAGCCGAAUUCUACAGCUGGCUGGAGUCUAACAGGCCCUCCCAGGUGAGCCGUUUUGGAGACGAAGAAGGUGGUUUGGGCCCUGUGGGCUGGAUCUCAGUGUUGGGUCCAGAUCAUGGUCCGGAGUACCCGGACGUGACUGGUCUUCAAGAAAGCUGGGAAAAGCUCCUGGCCAGUGGGCGCCAAGUCACUUUCCAGACCAUAAAGGAGCUGGCAUUGAACCACAAUGUGCUCACAGGCAAAUGGCUCAUACACAUGGACACCGGCUUCAAGGUGGACCGUGCCUGGGAAUGCAUAGCCAAAGCCGUGCUAGAUGGGAAAAUCUCCUCAGCCAAAGUGAGCCCACGAGAUGCGAACUCUGAAGCCAAGCAUGUCAUUUGCGCCUACAACAACAACUUUGCAGACGAGGAGCAGGUCAUGCAGCUGGACGCGGCCAUAAGGGCUGCUGGGGUCAAGUGCUCACUCUCUUACAAGCCAGACGUCUACACUUACCUGGGAAUAUACCGAAAUAACAAGUGGAAGCUGUGCCCAACCAUCUACGAGAGCAAGUUUGAUUUAGAGUGCGUGCCCAGGCGCUCACACAUCAUCAAUAAAGUCACCAACCUGGAGGUUACAUAAGGUGCAUUGAGUUAGUUUGCCUUACUCUUUAAUGGAAUAGUGCAGUGGCUUUUAACAUGACCUCUGUUUACAAUAUUGUAUGUAAUGUAUAGCCAGAUGCCACAGGCAGCAGUUUAAAGACUUACCAUAGCAGCCUGUUGGCACCUGCUGAAGCAAAGCUGUAUUGAACAGAUGUAAUGCCAGAGGUUUGGUUAGAAAACACCAGACUGUUCCUUUAAUGGGGAGAUAAAUGUCCACUUCGGUCUGGAUGGGUGAAAACCAACCAUGCUUGGACUGUGGUUACCUAUCCAUAGAUUCAGUAUUCAUAGAGUGAAUACAGAGGGGAGCAAGAUGCAUUUGCGUAUGGAAAUAAAAGACUGAAGAUGCCUUUAAGUAUAGUGAAAAUCAACUGUAUUCUGUUUUACUUUUAAAUAGCUCCUCAGCUGUUUUUUGUUUUCUCGGGUUUGUACCCUGUGCUGCGUUUAUAGCGCAAUUUUGUUUUAAAAGGCUGUACUUAACUUACCAACUCUUCUCACUAAUCUUUGAUUGCUACUGUGCUAAAACAAACCUGUAAUUUUGUUUAUGCUGAUAUUGUAAGGAACAGCAGCGUGCAUUUUGCUUUUUGUAUCACUAACCUGCUGUUUACAGAUGACGGAACUGAUUUUGUUCUGUACAGUAAACUGUACUGUACACAGUUACUGUACACAAAAAAAAGUCACCGACGCUAGUUAUGUUUACACUAAAGGGCUGCGAAAAAUUUACUUUUGGAAAAUUAACUGGUUUAUUUUAACUAUUUAGUUUGUUUUAUACGUAUUAGAGUAAGUGUGUAAACAUGCCAGAUAAAAUAAAAAUAA